AUGGCCGCCUUCCAGCUGUUUUUCCCGCUGUUGGUCAGCUGUGUGGCGGCAUCUGCACGCCCUCCUCGCCACCUCCCUUCAUGUCAAGUUGUCCAGAUGGAUGUGUUCUGCAGCGAUCUGAGCCUCAGAAGUGCACCAAACGACCUUCCUCCUGAUGUACAAAUGCUGGACCUUUCACGUAACCAGGUGCAAAAUCUCUCCCAGGAAACUCUAGCGUACCACACCAGCUUCCACCAUCUGAAUCUUCACUCAAACAAGAUCCACUUCAUCCAGCCUGGGCUUUUCAGAAAUAUGACCGAUCUCAAAGUCCUGGAUCUGUCCAGGAAUCAUUUAAAUGUUUUUGCUCUCUCCAAAACUAACAUUGGGCCUCUUACAGCUGUAGAGUCUCUAGAUCUUUCAAGCAAUGGGCUGUACACAGGGAUGUCAGACUAUUUCCUGGCUGAUUCUCCAUCACUGACAAACCUUUCUCUGAACAGCAAUAGCAUAACCAAAAUAGCACAAAACACCUUCAUUGGAUCCUUGUCUUUGAAGAAAAUCAGCCUCCACAAUAACGUCAUUUUGGAGAUAGAAGAUGGAGCUUUUGACUCAUUGAAUCAUCUGACUGAACUCGAUUUGUCCAAAAACUCAAUCACAUGCAUCACAGACUUCAACCUCUAUAAUUUAAAGGUGCUUAAUCUCAGCAAGAACAGCAUGGAGCUUUUCCAUAGCUCAAAAUCAACUGUUUCGUAUGAAAUUCUCUCUCUCGAUCUGAGUCAAAACAAAAUUUCUUCCUUUCCUCUUCUUCCGAGAAUUAACAAACUUAAAUAUCUGGACAUUUCACGAAACCAACUUCAGAGCAUCAAUGUUACAGAAACUAAUACAAACAUUAUUUUGAUGCAUCUGAGUUACCUGGACAUGAGUUACAACCAACUCAAAAGCAUACCAGAGUCCUUUUUUUCCUGCAUGAUAUCUCUUGAGGUCCUCAAUGUGAGCAAUAACUGUAUUGAUUCAUUUUCUAUCACUAAUGAACAUUUUUUUUCGCGAGUGAGGAUUAUCAAUCUCAGCAAUAAUAACCUGCAGAGUCUGACAUUUGGAGAAAAAACUCUGCAAUCACUGGAAGAGCUUGUCUUACAAGGAAAUGACUUGACAACCCUGGACCAUCAAACAUUUCAAAGACUUCCUAGUAUCAUACACCUGCAUCUUCAGCAGAACAAUCUGAAAAUCUGCACUUCAGAGAAAAAGCCAUCACUGACAGACCUCGACCACCAGGAUCCUUCAGGUUGUGUCUCCUUUUCUUCUAUUCCAAAUUUGCAGUUCUUGUACCUCUCUGAAAACAACCUGGAGACUCUGCCUGCGAAUGCGUUUGCAAACACCCAUUUACGGUUACUGGACUUGUCCCUGAACCCGGGCUUAGACAUGCAUAAAGACUCCCUCUCUGGUCUCGAGCAUUCCCUGGUUCACCUGCUCCUGAGGGAAAACAACAUUUCCAAACUGAACACGGACCUGUCCUCGCUGAGGAGUCUCAAACACGUAGACCUUUCCACCAACCAGUUGACUAGUCUGCCAAUGUGGACCAAAGAUUCCUCCAUUGAGUCACUAAACCUGCAAAACAACAAUCUUGUCACUCUGGAGUACAACACCAUGGCGGCUCUGGAACGCUCUCUGAAAACCCUCUACAUGGGCUCCAAUCCUCUGAGCUGCUGCAAAAACCAUGGCUUCCUUCACUUGGUUCAGCACUCAGCCGUGGUUGUUCCCGACAUUGAGACUGUGACCUGCAUCCAUGAGGAGAAUUCAGAGCCAGUCAACAUAGAGACAGUGACCCAGGAAAUGUGUCAGAGACAAGGACAGCCAAACUAUAUUAUUGUUAUUGUAGUGCUAGCGUUAGUUACGAUCAUCGUGGUGGGACUGGUGGCAAAAUGUUGCCAUGCGAGGAAACGAAAGCACAACCGAAGCUUUAGUGCGUAAUGGGAAUAAACUGUGCAUAUUCAGCUCUUUGAAGGAAUUUAUAUUUGGAAACGUUCUUUUCACAAGACGGUUGGUGGGUUUUAAGCAGAGACAAUUAAAAAAAAAAACAACAUGAAUGUAGUUUCUGUGAUGGCGCCCAGCGGUUUCUGAAGAGACAACCUGAAGCUUUGAUUUGGUUUUACCACUGCAGUCUUUGUUCAUAGAGGAAAUAAAUCCAGAUUGGUGAAGCUGAGAAGGGACAGUGAAGAAGCAACAUAAAGCAAACCUGUGCCCUAACAUCUCCUCAAUGAAGCAAUAAUGCUGGAGAAGUGAACUCAAAGUUUUUUGCAGUCAGCAUCUAGUGGCAAUUUGAAGAAACUGCAACUUUAGACCCUUAUGGCUACAGCAGUAGUUUUCUGCUUGGUUCUUGAUAUCAAAUCACAUGAUUAUAAUGAAUGUAAAAAGGAAAAAUCCACACUAAAACAUAUGAACACUGUUUACCAUUUUCUCCUAUACAGUGGUCACAAAAGACCAGGCUGAAAUGCAGCCAAUAAAAAAUGUCUGUCAUUUUAGAAAAUAUGCUUAUUGUCUUUCUUGCUAAUAGUUAGAUGAGAAAAUUGAUAGCAAUGUAGCAUUUGUCUGCUAAAUAAAAAGUUAAUGCCAGCAACCGCUUAGCUUAACUUUGCAUAAAGAUUGAAAACACUGGUGAAACAGUUAGCCUGACUCUCUCCAAAGGUAACAAAAUCAGCCUAUCAGCACCUCUAAAGCACUCAAAUGAAAAGAAGUGUAAAAGUGACAUUGUUUUUUUUUUUAAUGUCUGAAAGUUUCUUAGCCAAUCAUUAUAGAUACAUUUUUACGUUUUUUUUAAUCGUACUAAACAAAUGAUUUAACAUGCUAAUUAGUCAGCUUUAGAGGUGCUGGUAGACAGAUUUUUUUCCACCUUUGGACAGAGCCAAGUUAGCUCUUUCUCCAUUACCAGUGUUUAUGCCAAGCUAAACUGACAGCUGAGCCACCAAACAAACAGAGCUGCUGGCAUUUGCUUUGCAUUUAACAUAAGAGAAGAGUGGUAUCAAUCCUCUCAUCUUAUACUCUUGGCAAGAAGGCUUGGCAAUGAGCUUAUUUACCACAAUGUUUAUCUAUAUUCCUUUAAAGGUUGAAUGAAGGGGUUCUUGAAAAUGUAGAUAAAUCAGUGACUGAAACAGAGACGGAUAAAACAGACUGACGGAGAGUGGAACAAAGUCAGAUGUCUUCACUCAGUGAAGUUCAGUGUAAGAUUAUCUGUGAGUGGAAUUUUCCUUGAAGCUAAGAAUAAAGAAGACAACACUACAAAGGGUCAAGAAACAAAAUGCCCUUUGUUCUUGGAUGUAUGUUUGCUAUUAUUAGAUUAAGGACAUUAUCUGAGAGGACUGCACACAGUCCCUUUACCCUUUAUAUAGAUUGCACUUUACCUUUCCUCUUGUUUAUGUGAUUGUCUCUUGUUCUGUGACUGUUAACACUAAGAAAUGUAUAAUGUUCAAGCAUAUAAUUUAUUAUUUUUUUUACUAUAAAACUAAGCUGGACAUUUUAAACAGUAUGUUUGUCUGUAUUGAUCCCAGGCCUGUGGUGCUCCUUCUGGACACAAUAAUGUUGAUUAACUUUCGGGAUGAAGCUGAAAGCCAGAGUAAGCACUGACAUUAAUAACUGUGAUACUCCAAUAUAGGAGUACCAUAUACAGUAUGUACUGUAUAUAUUUUAAAUAAAUAAACAUGAAAUCCAGCGCUGUAUUGUAGUGGGUUACACUGGGAUACACAAUUUCAUAUGAUGCUAAUGCGCUUAAUCCUAAAACCAAAUUAUGUCAAGCUGAUUACCUUUUUUAUCCUGUGACUAAAUUUUUGUAAAACAAGCAAACCAAAUGAAGGCCUUUUUAAAAUUAUUUGUGUGAUUAAAAAAACAAAAUAUGUAUACCUCUGAACACUGUAACCACACCAGCACAUUUCAGUUACCUCACUCCUCAUUACUCAGCUUACGCCUUAAAAGUUGCAUUUCACUCUGUACAUAUUCAGAAUAUUUGGAGGUUUGGCACACAUUAUGAUAACAUUUUACGUAAUGCGGUGCUUCCUUGAUGAGAGUCAGAUGAGAAGAGUGGUAUUGAUCUCCUCAUCUAACUUUCAGAAAGAAAGCAAAUAAGUGCACUUCCCAAUGUGUUGGAUCUUUAAUCAUUACUGUCUAAGCUUUAUGAGAAAAGUCAUGACAUGAUAUUAAAUUGGAUGUUUGAA
Messenger RNA from Scomber scombrus (Atlantic mackerel), 4178 nucleotides. RefSeq names its product leucine rich repeat containing 32 (gene lrrc32). Gene Ontology annotation, cellular component: plasma membrane. NCBI's taxonomy places the organism in Eukaryota, Metazoa, Chordata, Actinopteri, Scombriformes, Scombridae. Gene Ontology annotation, molecular function: protein binding. The record is from RefSeq and is a predicted model, not a curated record. The coding region runs from base 1 to 1944 and encodes 647 amino acids. The transcript has 2 exons.